GGAGGUAUACUGCAGUUGCAGGUCCCUCAGCUGAUGUGAAGGUAAGAGCUGAGAGAGUGGAGCUGCUGCACUGUCUGUAACAACAACUACAACACUGGAACAAAUAGUGAAUGGUAGUGUCUAGAAAGGGUAUGUCCCUUCAGGAGAGAGGUGCCAAUGUCCAACCGGCCUAAUAACAAUCCAGGGGGGUCACUGCGACGUUCACAGAGGAACACUGCUGCGGCCCAGCCACAAGACGAAGCAGUCGGAGGAAGGUUGCAGUCAGAGCAGGUAAAUCAUAAAGCAAAUACCCCUCCUGAGAAUAGAAGACCUAUUUCUAAGGCUUCAAAAGUGCAAUCCAACACUGUCUCUGGAAAAUCCAGAGGGCACAGCUCUAGAAGAAGCGGUAUUUCGUCGUCGGCACCAUUAGUGCAGCAAGAAGACCCAGAUACAGCUAGUACUUCAGAGAGAGACAAAACAGGACAGACGUCCAAGAGAGACGGGUCCCGUGGAUUUAAACGUAGUUCAGGUCCAGAAAAUAAGGGUUCAUACUCUCCCAGCCCUGCCAAAAAGCCCAAAGCACUUCAGCCCCCUGAGAGCUCUUCAGAGGCGAAGAGAGGACAAGCUAAAUCUAAGAAAAGACAGUUGGCGCAAGACCAGCAGCUGAAACCUGAGCAGUCUGCAUCAACGAGCAAGGCCCACAGCAGAAAGAGUGGAGCUACUGGGGGAUCCCCGUCUCAGAAAAGAAAAAAGAUUGAUAUUUCCUCCAAUUUAAAUAGUGGUUCUGGGGCUCAUUCAACCCGUCCUGAGGAGAGGCCUGCAAAACCCACCAAGCUGGCUUCAAAAUCAGUGACCUCAGCCAAAGCUGGGUGUAGCACUGUCACGGAUUCUUCCUCUUCAGCCUCCACUUCCUCUUCUUCCUCCACUGCUGCCUCCACAGCCGUACCUCAGGGCGCCCGGGUGAAACAAGGGAAAGACCAGAACAAGGCCCGGAGGUCCCGGUCCGCCUCCAGCCCCAGCCCGCGCAGGAGCAGUCGCGAGAAGGAGCAGAACAAAACUGCUGGCUCCUCCAAGUUCGAGUGGGCUGCCCGCUUCAGCCCGAAAGUCAAUUUGCCCAAACCAAAACUGUCUCUGCCGGGCUCUUCUAAGUCAGAGACUGCAAAGCCUGGGCCUUCGGGACUUCAAGCCAAACUAGCAAGCUUAAGAAAGUCUACAAAGAAGCGCAGCGAGUCCCCACCAGCAGAGCUCCCCAGUUUAAGGCGGAGCACACGCCAAAAGACCACGGGCUCCUGUGCUAGUACCAGUCGGCGAGGCUCUGGCCUGGGCAAACGCGGGGCAGCUGAAGCCCGCCGACAGGAGAAAAUGGCAGAUUCUGACAACAACCAGGAUGGAGCCAAUCCUUCAGCUGCACGCACAGAUGAGGCACCUCAAGGAGCAGCAGCUUCUAGCUCUGUGGCUGGGGCUGUGGGAAUGACAACAUCUGGAGAGAGCGAAUCGGAUGACUCAGAAAUGGGCAGACUACAAGCUCUCCUUGAGGCACGGGGUCUUCCUCCUCAUCUGUUUGGUCCUCUGGGUCCUCGGAUGUCCCAGCUAUUCCACAGAACGAUAGGAAGUGGGGCGAGUUCCAAGGCUCAGCAGCUCCUUCAGGGCCUGCAGGCUACAGGUGAUGAGUCUCAGCAGCUCCAGGCAGUCAUUGAGAUGUGCCAGCUACUGGUGAUGGGCAAUGAGGAAACGUUGGGUGGAUUUCCAGUGAAGAGUGUUGUACCAGCAUUGAUAACCUUGUUGCAAAUGGAGCAUAAUUUUGACAUUAUGAACCAUGCAUCCAGAGCUUUGACUUACAUGAUGGAAGCGCUGCCCAGAUCAUCAGCUGUGGUGGUUGAUGCUAUUCCAGUCUUCCUGGAAAAGGUUAAAAAACUCCAAGUCAUACAGUUUAUUGAUGUAGCUGAGCAGGCCCUAACAGCUCUGGAAAUGUUGUCACGUAGACAUAGCAAGGCCAUUCUGCAAGCUGGAGGGUUGGCAGACUGUUUGCUUUACCUUGAGUUCUUCAGCAUUAAUGCACAACGAAAUGCUCUGGCUAUUGCUGCCAAUUGCUGCCAGAGUAUCACUCCUGAUGAGUUUCACUUUGUUUCGGAUUCACUGCCCUUACUAACACAAAGGCUAACCCAUCAGGAUAAAAAAUCAGUUGAAAGCACUUGUCUCUGUUUUGCCCGGCUUGUAGACAACUUUCAGCACGAAGAGAACCUGCUGCAACAGGUAGCAUCUAAGGAUCUGCUGACUAACAUCCAGCAGCUCUUGGUUGUGACUCCUCCUAUCUUGAGCUCAGGAAUGUUCAUUAUGGUGGUACGGAUGUUCUCCUUGAUGUGUUCCAAUUGCCCCAGCCUGGCUGUGCAGCUCAUGAAACAGAAUAUAGCAGAAACUCUGCGCUUUCUCCUCUGUGGUGCUUCAAAUGGCAGUUGUCAGGAGCAGAUUGACCUGGUUCCAAGGAGUCCCCAGGAACUUUACGAGCUGACGUCUCUUAUUUGUGAGCUCAUGCCAUGCCUUCCCAGAGAGGGCAUCUUUGCAGUAGACACAAUGCUGAAAAAAGGAAACACUCAAAACACAGACGGUGCUAUCUGGCAGUGGAGAGAUGACAGAGGCUUGUGGCAUCCUUAUAACAGAAUUGACAGUCGGAUAAUAGAGACAGCUCAUCAGAAUGGUGAAGACGAAAUUAGCUUGUCCACACUCGGACGUGUUUAUACUAUUGAUUUUAAUUCUAUGCAGCAGAUCAAUGAGGAUACAGGAACGGCGCGAGCCAUUCAGAGAAAACCUAACCCUUUAGCCAACCCCAACACUAGUGGACAUUUGGAAGUGAAGAAGGAAGAUGCUAGGGCACAGCUGAUGAAAGAAGACCCCGAACUGGCAAAAUGCUUUAUAAAGACUUUGUUUGGUGUCCUUUAUGAAGUGUACAGCUCCUCAGCUGGGCCUGCGGUCAGACACAAGUGCCUUAGAGCAAUUCUUAGGAUUAUUUAUUUUGCAGAUGCAGAACUCCUAAAAGAUGUGCUAAAAAACCAUGCUGUAUCUAGUCACAUUGCUUCCAUGCUGUCAAGUCAAGAUCUGAAGAUAGUUGUUGGAGCCCUUCAAAUGGCAGAAAUUUUAAUGCAAAAGUUGCCCGAUAUUUUCAGUGUUUACUUUAGAAGAGAAGGUGUAAUGCACCAAGUAAAGAAUCUGGCAGAGUCGGAGACUUUCCUCACUAGUCCUCCGAAGGCUUGUACGAGUGGUUCUGGAAGUCUUUGUACGACGACAAUUAGCACAGCAGCGACUACUGCUGCCACCAAUGUGGCUCCUGACCUGGGCUCUCCGAGCUUCCAGCACAGCAUGGAUGAUUCUCUGGACCUGAGUCCCCAGGGCCGGUUAAGUGAUGUUUUGAAGAGAAAACGUCUACCAAAGCGAGGGCCAAGAAGGCCCAAGUAUUCACCACCAAGGGAUGAUGACAAAGUUGACAAUCAAGCUAAAAGUCCUACUACUACACAGUCCCCCAAAUCGUCUUUCUUGGCAAGCUUAAACCCGAAAACAUGGGGUAAAUUAAGUACUCAAACUAACAGCACCAACUCUGAGCCGGCACGCACAGCUGGUGUCAGUGGGCUUGCCCGGGCUCCUCCUAAGGACUCCAUUUCUAAUAACAGGGAUAAGAUCAAGGCUUGGAUAAAGGAACAGGCCAGUAAAUUUGUCGAGCGCUAUUUCAACUCUGAGAAUGUGGAUGCAAGCAAUCCUGCAUUGAAUGUACUACAGAGGCUUUGCACUGCUACUGAACAGCUCAACCUGCAGGUGGAUGGUGGGAUCGAGUGCCUUGUAGAAAUCCGGAGUAUAGUCUCAGAGUCUGAUGUGUCCUCCUUUGAAAUCCAGCACAGUGGAUUUGUGAAACAGCUGCUGCUUUACUUAACCUCUAACAAUGACAAAGAUGCUGUCAGUCGAGAUGUUCGGUUAAAGAGAUUUCUACAUGUUUUUUUUGGCUGUCCGGUUCCUGGCACAGAGUCUCCCGGACGAACAGAUCCCACAGAAAAUGGACCUCUUUUGGCUCUUGUGCACAAAAUGAACAAUUGUUUAAGUCAAAUGGAACAGUUUCCAGUUAAAGUACAUGACUUCCCCAGUGGCAAUGGAACUGGGAGCAGAGGAUCUCAGGCUCUGAAGUUCUUUAACACCCAUCAGCUGAAAUGUCAGCUGCAGAGACAUCCAGACUGUACCAAUGUGAAGCAGUGGAAGGGAGGUCCAGUGAAGAUUGAUCCAUUGGCUUUGGUACAAGCUAUUGAACGAUACCUUGUUGUUAGAGGCUACGGACGAAUUCGAGAGGAAGAUGAAGACAGUGAUGAUGAUGGUUCAGAUGAUGAAAUUGAUGAGUCACUGGCUGCACAGUUUCUGAAUUCUGGAAAUGUGAGGCACAGACUCCAGUUUUACAUUGGAGACCACUUACUGCCAUACAACAUGACUGUAUACCAGGCUGUCAGACAGUUCAGUAUACAGGCUGAAGAGGAGCGGGAGUCCACAGAUGAUGAGAGCAACCCCUUAGGAAGAGCAGGAAUUUGGACAAAGACUCACACAAUAUGGUAUAAACCUGUGAGAGAAGAUGAAGAUGGCAAUAAGGACGUAGUUGGUGGAAAGAGAGGCCGUGCACAAACUGCCCCAACAAAAACUUCACCUCGCAAUGCAAAAAAACACGAUGAACUGUGGCAUGAUGGUGUUUGUCCUUCAGUUACAAACCCGUUAGAAGUUUACCUCAUUUCCGAACCUCCUGAAUCCAUAACUUUUGAUGACCCUUCACUUGAUGUGAUCCUCCUGUUAAGAGUUCUCCAUUCAAUAAGCAGAUACUGGUUUUACCUGUAUGAUAAUGCUGUAUGCAAAGAGAUUAUUCCCACCAGUGAGUUUAUCAACAGCAAGCUCACAGCAAAAGCAAAUCGGCAGCUUCAGGAUCCCUUGGUUAUAAUGACAGGGAAUAUACCCUCUUGGCUGACAGAGCUUGGAAAAACCUGCCCUUUCUUCUUCCCAUUUGACACCAGACAAAUGCUAUUCUACGUGACAGCUUUUGAUAGGGACCGAGCCAUGCAGAGAUUAUUGGACACAAAUCCAGAAAUUAAUCAGUCUGAUUCCCAAGACAGCAGAGUUGCACCAAGACUGGAUAGAAAAAAGCGCACUAUAAACCGCGAGGAAUUACUGAAACAAGCUGAAUCAGUAAUGCAGGAUCUUGGCAGCUCCAGAGCGAUGCUGGAAAUUCAGUAUGAAAAUGAAGUUGGAACUGGCCUGGGCCCAACAUUAGAGUUUUAUGCACUUGUAUCUCAGGAACUGCAAAGAGCUGAUCUUGGUUUGUGGAGAGGAGAAGAAGUCACCUUAUCAAACCCAAAAGGAAACCAAGAGGGGACCAAGUAUAUCUUUAGCUCUCGGGGUCUGUUUGCUGUUCCUUUCGGAAGGACGACCAAACCAGCACACAUAGCCAAGGUCAAGAUGAAAUUCCGGUUUCUGGGAAAACUGAUGGCAAAAGCCAUAAUGGACUUCAGAUUGUUGGACCUUCCUCUGGGACUGCCUUUUUACAAGUGGAUGCUGCGUCAUGAAUCCUCUAUUACCUCCCAUGACCUCGUAAACAUUGAUCCUGGCGUAGCUAAAUCGAUCCAUCACCUUGAGGAUAUCAUCAGACAGAAAAAGAAACUGGAGCAGGAUAGGUCACAUACGAGGGAGACCCUGCAGCAAGCGCUGGAAAGCCUGACAAUGAAUGGCUGCUCAGUGGAAGACCUGGGACUUGAUUUCACUCUGCCUGGUUUUCCCAACGUUGAGUUAAAGAAAGGAGGCAAGGAUAUUCCAGUCAACAUCCACAAUCUGGAGGAAUAUCUGAGAUUGGUGGUUUACUGGACUUUGAAUGAAGGAGUUUCCAGACAGUUUGAGUCAUUCAGGGAAGGAUUUGAGUCAGUCUUCCCUCUGCAUCACCUGCAGUAUUUUUAUCCUGAAGAGCUGGAUCAGUUGCUUUGUGGUAGCAAAUCUGAGACUUGGGAUGUAAAAACUUUAAUGGAGUGCUGUAGACCAGAUCAUGGAUAUACACAUGACAGUCGUGCUGUGAAGUUCCUGUUUGAAGUCCUCAGUAGUUUCGAUGCAGAACAGCAAAGACUGUUUCUGCAGUUUGUUACCGGUAGCCCAAGACUGCCAGUGGGAGGCUUCAGGAGCUUGAAUCCUCCGCUGACGAUUGUGCGCAAGACGUUUGAAUCUACAGAGAAUCCGGACGAUUUUCUGCCCUCUGUAAUGACCUGUGUCAACUAUCUCAAGCUACCUGACUACUCCAGUAUUGAGAUAAUGCGUGAAAAACUGUUGAUAGCUGCCAGAGAAGGGCAGCAGUCAUUCCAUCUCUCUUGAUCUCUUGAUCACAUUUAAAUGCCUUUUACAGCAAAAGAGAAAUCAUUUUUUUAAAAUCACCUACAUCGAGGCAAUGUGUACAGCCUUCUUGUUGUAGAAAGCAGCUUGCAAACAUUAAAGAAUUGAUAUAUAUAUUUGCUGCCCCUUCUCUCCCACAAACUGAAAGACAUUACACGUCCCACAGAAUUCACGAAGACUAAUACCUUUAGUUGAAAAAUAAUGUUAAAAAUGGGUGACAUUUUAAACUUGCAUUGCCUUGUGAUAUUUAAAAAGGGAUUUUUUUUUCAGAAUGGUGGAACAAUAAAUGUCACUGUGCAUACUGGGGUGUGUGUUUCCAUAUAGCAUCUAGAUUUAUUUUUGCUCCAAAGAUUACUUUGUACAGACAAAUUUACAAAGUUGCUCAUACUUCACAUUUGAUAGAUCAAGCUCCAUGUAUUCUCAUUUCUCCCUGAUUAGUUUGUCCAUUUUGCAUUCUGUUUGUAUAAUAUGCCACCAGUUUGUGUGUUGUAUUUUGGUUCUGCUUUUUUGUGUGUUUCUAAAUCUUGUGAAAAGAAAGUUACAGUGUGCUGAAUGCGGGUAGAAAUCAUUUUGUAGGGUUUUCCCCAGCAAAUGGUGUAAUAGCCUACAUUUGCAAAGCGUUUCACCUCCGUUAUGAACUCAAAACAGUGCUUUGAUUAGGUAGUGUUUUCGCUUAAUAGUUUCUUAGUGUAGGUACAUUCUGCUGAAUCCCUGAAAGACACACUAGUUGCUGUGUACUUGAUUAUUUCUGGCAAGAAAUAAACUUGGCUCAAUAAAUGCUGAGAGAGCUCCAAUCAUAUUUUGUAGCUGGGCAAAUUGAGCUGGUGUAUCGUUUUUAUCAUUUAAUGGCCAGAUAGCAUUUCAAGUUAAUUUACAGAAUAAAGUUUAAAUGCAGAUUCACACCCAGUUUGUGGUGAGAUACCUGCUUUAUUUUCUUUUUUAAAUUUUCUAUUUUUUUCUUGCUGUAGUUUUUUUUUUUAUUUUCAGCACUGCUGGCUUGGAACAAACAGCUGAGCACACCAGCAGUGUGUGGACUUGGAUAAGGCAAGUGUAAGCCAUCCUUUGUCCAGCUUUUCAUGUGCUGGUUUCUAAGAUCUGCAAUAAUUUACUGCAUCAGGUUCAUGUUUUUACCUGAACAUAAAUAAAGUUAACUGUUUGACUCACA
Messenger RNA from Lepisosteus oculatus (spotted gar), 7531 nucleotides. RefSeq names its product thyroid hormone receptor interactor 12 (gene trip12). Gene Ontology annotation, cellular component: nuclear speck. The record is from RefSeq and is a predicted model, not a curated record. Gene Ontology annotation, biological process: DNA damage response; proteasome-mediated ubiquitin-dependent protein catabolic process; protein polyubiquitination. Lineage: Eukaryota; Metazoa; Chordata; Actinopteri; Semionotiformes; Lepisosteidae. Gene Ontology annotation, molecular function: zinc ion binding; ubiquitin protein ligase activity.